AUGGCCAUCCUCAGCAAACUAACCACUGCGGCGGCCGUGGCGUCAUUUUGCACGUCGGCGUCGGCCCUCGUCCUUCGCGAUGGCAACAGCACCGCCCCUGCCUGCCACGCCGUCCCCGCCAACAAGACGUACGACUACAUUGUCAUUGGCAGCGGCGCCGGCGGCAUUCCCAUGGCCGACCGUCUCAGCGAAGCCGGCCACUCGGUGCUGCUGCUCGAAAAGGGUCCUGUGUCGACUGGCCGGUGGGGCGGCACGAUGAAGCCCAAGUGGCUCGACAACACGAACCUGACACGAUUUGAUGUCCCCGGCCUGUGCAACCAGAUCUGGCACGACUCGGUCGGGGUCGCCUGCACAGACGUGGACCAGAUGGCGGGAUGUGUGUUGGGCGGUGGCACGGCCGUCAACUCGGGCCUGUGGUGGAAGCCGAACCCGCAGGACUGGAACUGGAAUUUCCCCGACGGUUGGAAGUUCGACGACAUGGCGGAAGCCACCUCGACCGUCUUUUCGAGAAUCCCGGGCACCACGCAUCCGUCCAUGGACGGCAAGCUGUACCGGCAGGAGGGCUUCGACAUGCUGGGCGGCGGGCUGAAGGCGGCCGGGUGGCAGGAGAUUGUGCCCAACGAGCACCCCGAGCUCAAAAACCACACGUUUGGCCACAGCACGUUCAUGUACAGCGGCGGCGAGCGCAGCGGUCCGCUGGCGACGUACUUGGUCUCGGCCAGCCAGCGGGGGCCGGACAAGUUUGCCCUGUGGCCCAACACAAUGGUGCGGCGGCUGGUACGCACGGGCGGACACGCCACGGGCGUCGAGAUCGAGUGCACGACUCUGGGCGGUGGAAGUGGUGGUCAUGCGGGAGUGGUGCAGCUGACGCCCGGCACGGGCCGUGUGAUUGUGUCGGCGGGCGCCUUUGGAUCGGCCAAAGUGCUGUUGCGCAGCGGCAUCGGUCCGGCCGACCAGCUCAACAUCGUUAAAAACUCAGCAGAGGAUGGUGCCACGAUGAUUGGCCAAGACAGCUGGAUCGAUCUUCCCGUCGGAUACAAUUUGAACGACCAUGUCGGCACCGACAUCGAGAUUGCGCACCCGGACGUCGUCUUCUACGACUAUUACGCCGCCUGGGACACGCCCGUUGUCAGCGACGAGGACAGGUACCUGGCCAACCGCACGGGUAUGCUUGCACAGGCGGCGCCUAACUUGGGGCCCAUGUUCUGGGAGACGAUCCGAGGCACCGACGGCGUCAUUCGCCAUCUGCAGUGGCAAGCCCGUGUCGAGGGUGCGAGCAACACCAGCAUGACCAUCACGCAGUACCUGGGCACCGGCUCGGUCUCGCGCGGCCGCAUGACCAUCACGAAGCGGCUGGACACGUUUGUCUCGACGCCACCGUACUUGCACGAUGAUUUUGACAAGGAGGCCGUUGUGCGCGGUAUUGAGAACCUGGUCAAGACACUGUCGCCUGUGGCCAAUCUGACUUGGGUUCGCCCUGCGCCCAAUGUGACCGUCGCCGACUAUGUGGCAAGCAUCCCCGCCAAGCCGGCGCAACGCUGCUCCAACCACUGGAUCGGAACGGCUAAGAUGGGCGUGGACGAUGGCCGCGCGGGCGGCACGGCCGUGGUCGACACCGACACGCGCGUGUACGGCACGGACAAUGUGUUUGUGGUUGAUGCCUCGGUCUUCCCCGGCCACAUCACCGGCAACCCGUCGGCCAUGAUUGUCAUUCUGGCAGAGCACGCUGCCAAGAAGAUCCUAGCCCUGCCGCCAGUCAAACAGUCGGUCCCUCCGAAACCUCCAACCAUGUAG
Messenger RNA from Sporothrix brasiliensis 5110, 1794 nucleotides. RefSeq lists its product as uncharacterized. Bases 1 to 1794 code for a protein of 597 amino acids. The record is from RefSeq and is a predicted model, not a curated record. The transcript has 2 exons. Gene Ontology annotation, molecular function: flavin adenine dinucleotide binding; oxidoreductase activity, acting on CH-OH group of donors. Lineage: Eukaryota; Fungi; Ascomycota; Sordariomycetes; Ophiostomatales; Ophiostomataceae.